Molecule: messenger RNA, 1889 nt
Organism: Aspergillus nomiae NRRL 13137
Lineage: Eukaryota; Fungi; Ascomycota; Eurotiomycetes; Eurotiales; Aspergillaceae
Exons: 12
Coding region: 1-1848 (615 amino acids)
Cellular component (GO): mitochondrion
Molecular function (GO): protein-containing complex binding
Source: RefSeq, a predicted model, not a curated record
AUGUCCGAGUUUACAGAAAAGAACAGACAGGUCUGGGAAAGCUAUUCCAAGACAUACAAAACCCGGUUCGAAAAGGGCACAAAGUUGUUAUACCGCUUGACUCAGGAAAGGCGCCUUUGGUGUAGUGACGUUUGGACUGAUACCGAAGCCGGGCAAGGCAAAGAGAUCAAGGUGUUGGAAUAUGCAUGUGGGCCUGGCGUUGUAUCUACGGCAUUGGCGCCAUUCGCCACCAAAGUCGUCGGCAUCGACGUCGCGGACGGCAUGGUCGACGAGUACAACGCUAGCGCUCGUGAGGGCGGUUUUGAAGACAAAAUGAUCGGCCAUAAGGGUGACCUCCUGGCCGAGCCAAUGCCAGAGGAAUUCUCAGGGCCAGAGUAUUCCGAUUUCGAUGUUGCAUUUGUCAGCAUGGCCCUUCACCAUUUCGAAAAGCCGGAUCUGGCCAUGAAGCGCCUCGGGGAACGACUGAAGAAGGGUGGUGUGUGUCUGAUCAUCGACGUACUUCCACACGGCAAGCAUGACCAUAACGCCCAUGAAAUGCACAACUCCAACCAUGAAGCCGCACACACGAUCAAGACUCAUGGUUUCACCUUGGAGGAUAUGCGCAAGCUGUAUGAAACUGCUGGGCUUGGAAUGGGGUUCGAUUAUCAAGUCAUUGAAGAGCCACUGGUGUUUGAGAGAGAUGACAAGACAUUCUCCAAGACCAUCUUCAUUGCCCGGGGCCAGCGUCAAGAGACCAUGCAGAAGUGCCGGGCCGUCAAUUCCGCCUUGGGCUCGAGGGCAUUUGCCCCCGCCCCCAAGGUCCAACAAGUGCAGCGCCGGAAUCUCCAAGAUGUCGCGGUUACUAGAACCGGAAAGCCGAUCCUGAAGGUCCAGGGUGGACGGUCGUCUCUUGGAGGUCACACCGCUACCGUCUUCGGUGCUACUGGUUUCCUCGGUCGUUACAUUGUCAACAGGCUCGCUUCGCAGGGAUGCACGGUCGUUGUUCCCUACCGUGAGGAGAUGACCAAGAGACAUCUGAAGGAAUAUGACCUGCGCAACACCCAGUCGAUCGAGGAGAGUGUCCGUCAUUCCGAUGUUGUCUACAACCUUGUCGGUCGCCAGUAUCCUACUAAGAACUUUUCCUAUACCGACGUGCACGUCGACGGCAUAGAGCGUAUCGUUGAGGCUGCCGCCAAGUAUGAUGUUGACCGAUACAUUCACGUCUCUUCCUACAACGCCAGCAGAGACUCUCCUUCCGAAUUCUUCGCCACUAAGGCCUGGGGAGAGGAAAUUGCUCGUUCCAUUUACCCCGAGACCACCAUUGUCCGCCCUGCGCCUAUGUUCGGUUUCGAGGAUAACCUUCUCCACAAGCUUGCUAAGGUCACCAACCUCCUUACCUCCAACCACAUGCAGGAGCGCUACUGGCCCGUUCACGCCCCCGAUGUUGGCAAUGCUCUGGAGCGUAUGCUUCACGAUGACUCCACUGCUGGCCAGACUUUCGAACUUUACGGCCCCAAGAACUACUCUACUGCCGAGAUUGCCGAGCUGGUUGACCGUGAAAUCGUCAAGCACCGCCGUCACAUCAACGUUCCUAAGCCGAUCCUGAAGCCUGUGGCUCACUACCUGAACAAGCUGCUCUGGUGGCCCAUUAUCUCGCCUGACGAGGUUGAGCGGGAGUUCAUUGACCAGGUGAUCGACCCCAAUGCUAAGACCUUCAAGGACUUGGGCAUUGAGCCUGUUGACCUGGCUACCCUUACUUUCCACUACCUGCUGGGAUACCGUAGCGCCUCGUACUACGACCUGCCACCGGCCACGGAGCGGGAGAGACAGGAGGAGAAGAAGUAUUUGCACGUCUUGGACGACCAGUAGUCUGUGUUUCUUUACUGUACAUAAGCUAGACAUCCAUUUCU